CAGGGGAGGACUGACCAUUUGGAAACUCGGGCACUACCCGAGGGCCUGGGGUCAGUAGGGGGCCCCAUGGGAUGCCCCUGGUACCUUUUUCAUAGGAUUUUUUGAGUUUGGGCAAGGACACAGGGGCCCCAUGAUCCCUUAUUGCCCCCAUGAGUUGUCAGUCCACCCCUUGCCACCCACCUGUGCCUAGCAGUACCACCCACAUGUGCUUAGCAGUGCCACCUACCUGUGCCCAUCAGUGCCACCCACCUGUUCCC
This is a messenger RNA of Staurois parvus, 257 nucleotides long. Lineage: Eukaryota; Metazoa; Chordata; Amphibia; Anura; Ranidae. The record is from the annotation of a GenBank genome assembly.